Rhineura floridana is the source of this 3165-nucleotide messenger RNA. It is a transcript of the gene SLA2, whose product is annotated as Src like adaptor 2. The transcript is spliced from 8 exons. The record is from RefSeq and is a predicted model, not a curated record. Bases 1540 to 2349 code for a protein of 269 amino acids. Gene Ontology annotation, molecular function: protein binding. Lineage: Eukaryota; Metazoa; Chordata; Lepidosauria; Squamata; Rhineuridae.
GUCUAGCUGGGGAUUUGCAUGUUAGAUAAAACUCUGUUUUUAGGGUUACAAAUAUAAGACUUGUCCUGGAAGAGCAGGAAAUAAGUUAAUGACACUAACUGCUGGCUCCACCUUUUUUUCCACCUAUUUCUGUUUUUGUGAGGGGUUUGCUUGGCUUUGAGGUCUAUUUUUACAUGCACGCAGUUAUACAUGCAUACUGUGCAGCCCAGCUGCAGAUUGUGACGGUGAUACAGGUUUAUUUUAGGCUGCUGUGAAAUAUAAGAUCUGGUGAAUGGCAGGCAGGAGUACUGAGUCAUCUAGUCACAUGAAGGUUUAUAUCAGCUAACCUACCAACUGCAGGCACGCUACAUUGCUGUCGAGGCCAUUGUAGAACCGAUCGUGGCAGAUCCACUUAUUUAAACCUGGAUCUGCUGCAAUUACAUGGAAAGCAGUAGGUGUGAGCCCAAUUUUUAAGAGUAAAUUGAGCAUGUUUUGAGACGUGCAGAACCCUCACACUGCCUGCUGCUUUUUCCACGGCAGUCUCUCCCAACAUCCCUUUUACCAAAGCUGGGCUCUGAUACCUGGUAUGAGCUUGGCUGAGAAAUAAAUGCUUGGGAAAAGUGAAUGCAAGGCAAGUAUGCUGCCCUCCUCACAUCUGUGCCCUUAGUUCUUUAAAUUGCCCCCCCCACACACACACUUUCUACAUUAUUGGGGCAGAUCUGGAUUUAAAACCUGCAAGUCCAUACAAACAAUAUGUACUCAUCUGCCUAGAUUCUAGAAUGUUGGUGUGCCUUGUGGGGACAAGAAAGGUCAUUGUGCAUAACUGACCACCAGUCCACAGACUGUAUCUAGCUUUGGGUAAACCUGACUCUGGUCCGUGAUGUGAGAAAGCCCAACAGUUAGAGAAGCAUGUUUGGAGUUGGCUGUAACAAACAUCCGUUUUCUGUGUGGUCUUUUUUUCUGUCGCACCAUUUUUCCACUUGCGUCAAAAGGAAACAGUAGUUUGUGGGUUCUUGAGAUUUAGCUCUUCUCAAGGACAUUCACUCAAACAACAACAGCGACACAAACACAUAGGCUGCUGGUUUGAACUGUGCUUCAGGUCCAAAAGGAUUCUACUGCUUGGAUUUUAGUAUUUGUAUUGGCAUACAGAACAGGGGCAGCCUGUUGUUUGGAAGACCUUUCAGCAAGAGAUACAAAUCACUGUGAAGAGCACAGAAUCUGAGAGAAUCUGGUCAGGUGCGUUCAUAGCUUUAGACAGUUAGUUGAAGGAAUAGAUCUUGAUUUGUGUUAGUGCAUCACUGUGUCUCGAGAUGUGAUCCAGAGUCCUAGCCAGAAUCUACUGCAGCCUGGGGAGCUGGGACAGGGCUCCACAUUAUCAACUCUUCCCAAGGCUCCUGUUUUACUAGAGAGUUUCUUACUGCCUGCUGUAACACCAGCUUGCUUUGAUUUCUGAAGAGCCCUGUGUAGCUGUUGGCUUUGGUGCCAUGACAGACAGGUCUUUCUCAAUACUGUGCUUUUAGACCACCAUUAACUAAAUCUACCAGUUGAUAGCAGACUGUGAUGGGAAGUUUGCCCAGCAGAAAGAAGCAGAUUGCUACUCAGCCAAGUCCACAAACAAACGCUCGGAACAGCCAGGCCCUUGGCCUCAGCUCUGGUAUCAGGGCACCAGUAGGUGAGGGCACCCCUGUAGCUGUUGCUGUGAGUGAUUUCCCUUCUGGACAUGCGGAACCAAUACUGAGGAUGGGAGAGCAUCUGAAUUUGCUGUCUGAAGAUGGUGAAUGGUGGAAAGUGGAAUCCAUAGCAACGGGCAAAGCCUGCUCUGUUCCCAGCACUCAUGUCGCCAAAAUCUCUCACAGAUGGCUCUAUGAGGGCAUCUGCCGAUCAAAAGCUGAGGAGCUCUUGCUGCUGCCUUCCAACUGUGAAGGCUCUUUUCUGAUCAGAGAGAGCCAAAUGAAGAAAGCAGGUUGCUACUCCUUGUCUAUCAGACAAACAAAUCAUGCAUUCUGGGACUGUGUGAAACACUAUCGCAUUGACUGCCUGGAGAACAGCUGGCUUUACAUCUCCCCCCGCCUUACCUUCUCAAGCUUGCAGGAGCUGGUGGACUACUAUACCGAAACUGGAGAUGGCUUAUGCUGUUGCUUGAAGGAGCCAUGCUUUAUCCAAGGAUCUACUUUAUGGAGGAUGUCUAAUCUUUCCAAACCAGUUGUAGUAAAAAAGCCACCUCUAAACUGGCAGGAAAUCAGCAGUUCAGACUUGUUGGCAGAAAAUACGGAACCGGAAGACUCUCCCAUCAGUCUGGGCCUGCGGGAAGCUGUCACUACUUACCUGUUAAUGACCGAAGACAUGCCCUUAAAGAAUAUACCCAGCUAAAAGCAAGAUGCAAAUAUGCUUAAGGUUACUGCUGAGCAGCAUUCUGGAAUGUGAAGGUCUAACAGAAUACAGACCUUUUUUGUUGACCUCUUCCUAUCGCAUGUAGUAGAAUAUUUUAUGAUCACAAUUUAAUUUUUGUCUAUUUAUGUUUAUAUCUGCUUUUUUUCCCUCAUGGAAUUCAAGGCAUCAUACAUGGGGUUUCCAUGCAUACUACCAUCCCAUGCACUGACCAGAUCCAGAUCUGCUUAGCUUCAGCAUGGCAGUGGCCUCAUGUCUUCAGACCGUGUACCAAUUGUUUACCUGAGUUCUUUGAGCUACAUGUGGCUUAAUGGGGUUCAUUUGUACUUGCAAUGUGAAUUUGUUUACAAACAAUAUUUAUUGAUGUUUUUACUAAUGCUUUUAUUGGCCUUAUUUUGUAUGCUGUAUACUACCUUGCUGUAUUUUUAUGGAAGUGUGGUCUAAGACUAUUUGGCAUGUACAAAGCCUUUACUGGCUGUAUCUUAUAGCCGUCCAGUAUUGCAGUGAACACAAACUGAGAUAUUUACAAUAAACUUAAAAUAAAGCAUCUGCAGGGUAGCAAUAGAGUAUUUGCUAUUAAAUACUGUAUCUCAUAAUUGAAAUAUUUUCAUUAAUAGCAAGAAUCAGACUAGCUUAAAACUAGAUCUGCCUUGUUCUAAACCAGUCAUUGCAACUGUGUAGCACUGAUACUCCUCUUCUACUUUUUAGGGAUGGGGAAUGAAUGUUUAAGUACAGCCAAAUGUACAGCUGUAGAUGUGUGGAAAGGCCUGCUUGUACGCUGUGUAUCAUAGGGAAGUA